CGGGGGGUGGGGCGGGCUGGCGCGGCGCCUCGGGGACUGGCGCGUGGGGCCGGGUCGCGCGGUGCCUUCUGUCUUUCUGCAGCCUAUAUAUUUUUUGGUUUUUUUUCUUUUGUUUUCUUUAUUUUUUUAUUUUUAUUUUUUCCCGAUUUUGAACAUUUUGCAAGACGAGGGGUUCCAGGCAGGUGACAGCAUCCUGCGGUUGCCGAGGACCCCGCGGGCACUUCGCGCGCUCUCCUGGUACUGUGUGCACUGAGAACCCUAAAAGUUGCUUUUGGUUUUUUAAUAUUUUGUAGGCAGAUGUGUUUCGAAAGAUAAAAGUAAAAAAAAUUUUUUUUUCUUCCCUUGUCUGCACCGCUUGGAAAGCGAGUACUUUUGGCAAAGGACGGAGGAAGCGCUCUGCAACAUUUCUGGGACUGAUUAGCUAGCUAAAAACAAAAAAACAAAAAAGAAAAAAAAAUUGAGUGCAUCGCGAUGGAGAAAAUGUCCCGACAGCUCCCCCUGAACCCCACGUUUAUCCCGCCUCCCUACGGCGUGCUCAGGUCUCUGCUGGAGAACCCGCUGAAGCUCCCCCUCCACCACGACGACGCAUUUAGCAAAGAUAAAGACAAGGAGAAGAAGCUGGAUGAUGAGAGUAACAGCCCGACAGUCCCCCAGUCGGCGUUUUUGGGGCCCACCUUAUGGGAUAAAACCCUUCCCUAUGACGGAGAUACUUUCCAAUUGGAGUACAUGGACCUGGAGGAAUUUCUGUCGGAGAAUGGCAUUCCCCCCAGCCCAUCUCAGCACGACCACAGCCCGCACCCUCCUGGCCUGCAGCCAGCUGCCUCAGCUGCCCCCUCGGUCAUGGACCUCAGCAGCCGGGCCUCUGCACCCCUGCACCCUGGCAUCCCAUCUCCAAACUGUAUGCAGAGCCCCAUCAGACCAGGUCAGCUGUUGCCAGCAAACCGCAAUACACCAAGUCCCAUUGAUCCUGACACCAUCCAGGUCCCGGUGGGUUAUGAGCCAGAUCCAGCAGACCUUGCCCUGUCCAGCAUCCCAGGCCAGGAAAUGUUUGACCCUCGCAAACGCAAGUUCUCCGAGGAAGAACUGAAGCCACAGCCUAUGAUUAAGAAAGCUCGCAAAGUCUUCAUUCCUGAUGAUCUGAAGGAUGACAAAUACUGGGCGAGGCGCAGAAAGAACAACAUGGCAGCCAAGCGCUCCCGCGAUGCCCGGAGGCUGAAGGAGAACCAGAUUGCCAUCAGGGCCUCGUUCCUGGAGAAGGAGAACUCAGCCCUCCGCCAGGAGGUGGCUGACCUGCGGAAGGAGUUGGGCAAAUGCAAGAACAUACUCGCCAAGUACGAGGCCAGGCACGGGCCCCUGUAGGCUGGUGUCCCUGUGGGCUGGCCUUGGGGUAGAUGGACAGCUUGUGUCCUGUCUGAUAGCACCACACCCAGACCGACCUUUCUGACAUCCGCACUUUACCAGAGGCAUAAACACAACUGACUCCCAUUUCGGUGUGCAUCCGUGUGUGGAUGUGUACGCGUGUGGAUGUGUGCGUGUGUGCGUAUUCGUGUGCUUGUGCUUGUGCUCCUGUGGUCAGCUGUGUUCGGGCGUGUGUGUGUGUGUGUGUGUGUGUGUGUGUGUGUGUGUGUCCCUUUGCACUUGCCAUUUUGCGAUAAACCUCUCAUCGUCUUUUAGUCUCCCAAAAGAAAGGUGCCAUGUUUUUACUAGACCCUGGAGCACCCCGCCAUGGGUUUUCCACCCCCUCCCUGCUCCAGCCCUGCCCUUCUGUUUUCCAGCUCACCUGCUCUCCUGAGAGCUGCUGGGCGUCACUAGGAAGGGCCCUGGGAAAAUGGUGGAUCUCAGUCUUUGAGAGUGCAAGCUCUUGUUUUUGUCUCCUCCGUAAGUUGCCGUGCCAUGAGGUGCACAGACUAACUUAGCACUACACUGCAGGUCUCUUCGUUUAUAGGUUGCUUUUCUCCUCCUUUGAAUUUUGGUGAUAAUCGUCUUCAAAUUUAAAGUGCUGUUUAGAUUUAUUGGAUCCCAUAUUUACUUACUGCUACUUACUAAGUUUCCUUUUAAUUCCACCAACCCAGAUAAGUACGAGUACUCUUAUAGAACAGAGUGUGUUUUUGCACUGUCUGUACCUAAAGCAAUAAUCCUAUUGUACGCUAGAGCAUGCUGCCUGAGUAUUACUAGUGGACGUAGGAUAUUUUCCCUACCUAAGGAUCUCACUGUCUUUUAAAACGCAAAAAUUAAAGUAAUGCAUUUCAGCAUGAUCAGAAUAUCCCCAGGACAGGGAAAGAGAGGGCAACGAGAGGUGUAAGACUGAGGGAUUAAUUUAUUAGUACAUGAGCCAAAAAAAAAAAAGAGUGUCUUCGAGUAGCCUUUGAUAAGUUUGGUUUUGUUGUCUCCUCCAGCCACACUGACCCUAUUCUCAUUUUGUAGUAAUCUUUUUUCCAUAUUCCUCUUAAUAUCCAAAAAUGACUUAAGAUUCAUUUUCCCCAUUUUUUGGUAAUACAUAUAUUUCUGUGAAUUAUACUUGGCUGUUUUUAAAAGAUCGGUUAAGUUCUUCAGUUGAUGUUUUCUAUGACCCUCCUUCCUCGUGGUGUUAUUUUUGAAUGCCUCAUAAAUUAAUGAUUCUGGAGCUUAUGUUUCUUAUUCUCUAUUUGCUUUUAAACGUUUGUGCUCUUAUAAAGUGGACUUCUGAAAAAAUGAAUGUAAAAGACACUGGUGUAUCUCAGAAGGUAUGGUGUUGUCACAAGACUGGUUCAUCCAAUCAAUUUAAAUGUUUACUACAGACCAAAAGGAGAGAUUGUUAAAUUGUUUAAUGUUUAUACAGAAUAAUUAUAGGAAGUUCUUUUUGUACAGUAUUUUUCAGAUAUAAAUACUGACAAUGUAUUUUGGAAGACAUAUAUUAUAUAUAGAAAAGAGAAAAAGGAAAAACUAUUCCAUGUUUUAAAAUUAUAUAGCAAAGAUAUAUAUUCACCAAUGUUGUAUAGAGAAGAAGUGCUUGGGGGUUUUUGAAGUCUUUAAUAUUUUAAGGCUAUUACUGACACAUCAGCAUGUUUUCUGCUUUAAAUUAAAAUUUUAUGACAGUAUCGAGGCUUGCAACGAAUCCUGUUCCGACGCUUUCUUAUUUCUUAUCAGGUCUCAGAAAGAAGUCAGUUAACAUCACCCAAAAGCACAAAAUGGAUUUUAGUCAAAUAUUUAUUGGAUGAUACAGUGUUUUUUAGAAAAAGCAUCUGCCACGAAAAUGUUCACUUCAGAUUUCUGAGUUUCUGGGAUGGAGUGUGGCUGCCAGUGCCCCAAAGGAUUCUGUUCUUCUUUUUGGGCACAUGCAUCUGUCUUACGCAGCACAAGGCUGACAUCGGUGCUAUGUGUAUGGCUUAUAAUUUGAUAGAUGUUUCGACUUUAAAGGUGAAUGUUCUUUUGUUUCACUAAGUUGUAUAAUGUCACGAAAUUCUGCUGUUCCUGCCAAGAAGCAUUUUGUGCUAGAUUAAAAUCCCCUUUCCUCAAUGGGAGUUUUCUAGUUUCCUGCCUCCCAGGUAUAUGAAUUCUUUAAUGAUUUGGUGGUCUCCUUGCUAAUCCAUGAGCAAUGCUUCUCUCCAGUGUCAUGGUUUGGGGAAAGGCAACUAGUGAGAUAUUCCUGCUAGCUACCCACUUUGUCAAAAGAUACAGAUAAUGGCACAAGAUGAUAGAAUAUUGGAAAUACAUUGCGCAGGUAAACAGAUAAUAAAAGUAACAAAACCUUUGGCAAUCCUCUUAGAUUUGGCCUUUUCCCAGAUGAAGAGCCUAACUGCAGAACUGUUAAAUGGUAGUCAUUAAACAAAUACAAAUUAUACCUUUAAGCAGAGAAACAUUGAAAGGUUAUAAUGGGGACCAUCCAGAUUUAUGGAAUAUCAAGUGGUAGCCGAAAAACAAACAUAUUUCAGUACUGAUCUCUCGUGGAAUUAAGCUGCGUCUAUCAAAUAAACAUCACAAAUAUUUUCUGCAGAAGAAAUAAAAAGAUCAUAAUAAAACGUUACUUUGCAUGCCAGAAAAGGUUUCAGAAACCUACCUCAUUUUAAAAGAAAAAAAACACUUUGAAGUCUGCACAGGUGCCUUAUAUAUAGGUCAUUGUAAACACAGACACACACUCAGACAUACACACAUGAACACACAUACACACACACACACACAAACAUGCAUGCACACUCCUGGAUUAGCUGUCUGCCAGAGGCAAUUAGGGAAUAAGGCAGUUCUGCGGACUGGGGUGGGAAGUGACUUGGGUCCUGGGGUCAGGGAGUGCCCUCUGACUGCACCUAUUAGGAAAAUCUUAUUGUCAUUUUCACCCUUUUUUCCUAAGCAUCUUUCAGAGAUUAAUUACUUGGCCAUUAAAAAUGAAUCCAUUUCCUAUCAUGCCAACAUCAUUUAGACAGUUUGGUCUGAGCAUUAUAGGACUUCCAGAGAAGGUCACAUCAUUUUUUCUUUUGAUUAAACUUGCAAAGGCUAGGGGCUGGGGAUUUAGCUCAGUGGCAUAAGCACCUGCCUUGCAAGCAGGUGGUCAUGAGUUCAAUCCCCGGUACCGAUUUAAAAAAAAAAAAAAAAAAGUAAUAAAAAAAAUAAAUAAAUAAACUUGCAAAGGCAAAAAAUGAUGAGCCUCUUUCUGUUCCUGCUAUCUUGAGGGGAGGAAUGGCUGAUGGGGGGCCCUAGACAAUCACAUCCUCUUGAGAACAUGGCUACUUCGGAUCAUUCAGAAACACAUUGAGCAAGAUUGUCUCUGAACACACAGGUCCCCAUGGAAUCUGCCCUCAAAGCAGAAGGACUGUUUUGUUUGAAGGGAGUUCUGAUGGGAUCCUGGCACUUACAGAAGCCAUGCAAGAUUUCCCAGCAGUUGCUUGUAAUGCACUGAUUUUGUGUGGGAACUCACAGUGGUUCUCAGUGUUCACUCAGAAGGUCUAUUGUGUGUUUUCAGAAGCAUCAAGGACAGUUUUAAAGGUCACUUUUCUGCUCCCCAGGGAUGAAACCACAGACUUUCUAUAAAAUGGAAAGUUAGCCUUGGGUUUUUCUAGUAGUUCGUCUAACUUUUUUUCUUUUCAGAAAAACACACUUCAUCAUACUUAGUCAGAUCUCAAAGCAUUGGCCUCCUUGAGUGUGUGGCCCUGGAGCCCUGGGUUGAACACUGGGUUUGGGCCCUUGCAGGUGACUGACGUGAGGUGUGUCCACUUCCUGCUGAAGGGUCCCCUCACGGAUGAGGCCUGUUCUUCAGGUGUUUGCUAGAGGUAGUAUAAUUAAACAAUGAACAGAACUUUAUCAUAGGUCUUGAGGAACUGGACUUAGCAAUUUACUUGAAUGCUUUUUUCAGGAGAUGAAGUAUAUACAGGGGAGCGUGUGUGCAUGUGUGCGUGUGUGUAUGAAGUUUGAAGAUGUAAAAUAUUAAAUUUUGAGCACCUUACCAAACAACCCAUCAUCCUUUUGGCAACACCACAAAGAUCGCAUCUGUUAAACAGGUACAAGGUAAAACAGGUUAGUGUAAUUUGUACACCGUAGUAAUGGUGGUAUUUAUACUGUUAAGUUCAAAUCUUUAUCUGUCUGUUGUUCUUAUUGUUUAAUAAACUUUGAAUUUUUUUUCCUUUC
This is a messenger RNA of Cavia porcellus (domestic guinea pig), 5595 nucleotides long. RefSeq names its product HLF transcription factor, PAR bZIP family member (gene Hlf). The coding region runs from base 472 to 1359 and encodes 295 amino acids. Gene Ontology annotation, molecular function: RNA polymerase II cis-regulatory region sequence-specific DNA binding; DNA-binding transcription factor activity, RNA polymerase II-specific. Gene Ontology annotation, cellular component: nucleus. NCBI's taxonomy places the organism in Eukaryota, Metazoa, Chordata, Mammalia, Rodentia, Caviidae. Gene Ontology annotation, biological process: regulation of transcription by RNA polymerase II. The record is from RefSeq and is a predicted model, not a curated record. The transcript is spliced from 4 exons.